CCAGACAAUAUAACAGCUGUCUUGGAAUUCCUCCUUCUGGGACUCUCAGAUGAUCCAGCACUCCAGCCGCUGCUAUUCUGUCUGUUUCUGACCAUGUACCUGAUCAGUGUAAUGGGGAAUCUUCUCAUCAUCCUGGCUGUCAGCUCUGACCCUCACCUCCACACCCCCAUGUAUCUCUUCCUCUCAGUCCUAUCUGCAGCUGACAUCGGUUUUAUCUCCACAACCGUCCCCAGGAUGAUUUGGGACCUUCAGACUCAGAGAAAAGUCAUCUCUUACACAGGCUGCCUGACUCAGCUGUCACUCUUUUAUCUUUUUGGAUGUCUGGACAGUGCACUGCUCUUGGUGAUGGCUUUUGAUCGAUUUGUAGCCAUCUGUCACCCUUUGCAUUACUCUGCUAUCUUGAACGCCCGUCUCUGUAACCUGUUGAUUCUGGCGUCCCUUCUGUUCGGUCUGUCAGACUCCCAAGUCCACAGCUUCAUGAUGUCACAGCUUACCUUUUGUGGAAAUGUAGAAGUUCCACAUUUUUUCUGUGACCUUCCUCAGUUACUCAAACAUGCUUGUGAUAGCACUGCCGUCUAUAAGAUAAUAAUGUACUUGAUAAGUGCCAUCUUUGGUGGUGUCCCAAUCUCAGGGAUCCUUUUCUCUUAUACCAGAAUUGUCUCCUCUGUUUUGAGAGUCUCUUCAAGAGGUGGGAGGUGCAAAGCCUUCUCCACCUGCUGCUCUCACCUGUCCGUAGUUUGCUUAUUUUAUGGGACGGGUGUUGGUGUGUACCUCAGUUCUCUAUUCUCACCUUCUCCCAGGAAGGUUGCUGUGGUCUCAGUGGUCUACACAAUGUUAGUCCCCACACUGAAUCCCUUCAUCUACAGCCUGAGGAACAAGGACAUUAAGAUAGCCACACAGAGCCUCCUCAACAGAAUUGUCUACUGCUGA
Messenger RNA from Erinaceus europaeus (western European hedgehog), 930 nucleotides. RefSeq names its product olfactory receptor 7E178-like. Gene Ontology annotation, cellular component: membrane. The transcript has a single exon. Gene Ontology annotation, biological process: G protein-coupled receptor signaling pathway. Gene Ontology annotation, molecular function: olfactory receptor activity; G protein-coupled receptor activity. The coding region runs from base 94 to 930 and encodes 278 amino acids. Lineage: Eukaryota; Metazoa; Chordata; Mammalia; Eulipotyphla; Erinaceidae. The record is from RefSeq and is a predicted model, not a curated record.